Tremella mesenterica DSM 1558 is the source of this 1555-nucleotide messenger RNA. RefSeq lists its product as uncharacterized. The record is from RefSeq and is a predicted model, not a curated record. The coding region runs from base 5 to 1258 and encodes 417 amino acids. Gene Ontology annotation, molecular function: L-serine:pyruvate transaminase activity; L-alanine:glyoxylate transaminase activity. Gene Ontology annotation, cellular component: peroxisome. The transcript is spliced from 4 exons. NCBI's taxonomy places the organism in Eukaryota, Fungi, Basidiomycota, Tremellomycetes, Tremellales, Tremellaceae.
CUCUAUGUCUACAAGACUCAUAAGCAGAUCAGUUUUCAAGAGUAUCCAGAGUAUAAGGAGUGUACAGUCUAGACAGACUAUAACAGGAAUAACAAGAGGAAUCAUGUCGGAAGCGAAAUUCCAACAAGCAGCUCAUAAGCUUUUGGUGAUCCCAGGACCUAUCGAAUUCUCCGAUGAAGUCCUUUAUGCCAACGCUACACCCGGUACAGCCCAUACCUCACCAGCGUUCAUACCAAUCUUCGGCGAUUGUCUUCGUAUGCUACGUAAAGUUCUUUUCGCUGAAGAACGUAAAGAUAAUCAAUCUUUCCUCGUUGCUGGUUCUGGUACUCUAGGAUGGGAUGCAGUAGGGGCUAAUUUGAUAGAGCCGGGGGAAGAAGCUUUGGUUUUAGCUACUGGUUAUUUUGGAGAUAGUUUUGCAGAUUGUUUAGAAGCGUAUGGAGCGGAAGUAACUAAGAUUACGGCGGAGAUUGGGGGUGUACCGAAUGAUGAGGAGGUUAUUGCUGUUUUGAAGGAGAAGAAGUUUAAAGUGGUUACUAUCACUCAUGUCGACACUUCUACCGGUGUUCUAUCACCAGCCGCCCAUCUGGCAGAAUUGAUCCACACUCAUUCCCCUUCCUCCCUCAUCGCACUAGAUGCUGUAUGUUCCGUAGCUUCUGAAGAAAUUCAAUUCGAUAAAUGGGGUUUGGACGUUGUCAUCUCCGCCACUCAAAAAGGUCUUGGUGCUCCACCCGGUUUGAGCGUAGUGAUGGUUUCUGGAAAAGCUAUAAAAACUUUGGAAGAACGUAAAUCUCCAGUUGGAGGUUAUUAUAUUAGUUGGAAAAGAUGGUUACCUGUGAUGAAAGCUUAUGAAGAGGGUAAACCGAGUUAUUUCGCUACUCCCCCCGUUCAACUAAUCUACGCUCUCCACGCAUCCCUAACCUCUAUCCUCUCCGCACCUCUUUCAGACCGUUUCGCAGCUCAUCAAGCCGCAUCGGCCUAUAUCAAAGAUUCUCUCACCUCACUCGGUCUUUCUUUUGUACCACUCCAUCGAUCCAUUGCUGCAAACGGUAUGACAGCAAUUAAAUUCCCUCCUGGUCUCAAAGCGCCUGACGUUUUGCCUCAUUUGGCAGAAAAGGGAGUUGUGGUAGCUGCUGGAUUACACAAAGCUAUGGCUGGGGAAUAUUUCAGAAUCGGUCAUAUGGGUAUCACUGCUGUACAGAGGGAAAGAGGAGAUUUGGAGAAAGUUGUAGGUGCUGUCAAAGAGGUUUUGAGUAAAUGACUAUCCCGGGAGAAAAAGAAAAGGGCGAGGUUGUAAAUAGAAGCCGAUCCUAUCUUGAUGAUCCUCUACAAGAGUCAUCUCCUUGUGAGGUCGUCGAAACGACAAGUGAAGAUGAGGUGAGGAAUGACAUGUUGUUGUUUCAGGGGAUGAUGAUCAUUGUUGAGAUAUGAGGAAAGCAGCGGAUGGUAAGUUGAGAAAGGCGAUUAUACCAGCGAGAUACAAGAAAAGAGAUGCCGGAUACUGCCCUUACUUGGGAGCAAAAGAAACAAGAGAGAUUAUAUGAAAAGAUGAGUUAUU